Messenger RNA from Mytilus californianus (California mussel), 4293 nucleotides. Its product is annotated as monocarboxylate transporter 3-like. Lineage: Eukaryota; Metazoa; Mollusca; Bivalvia; Mytilida; Mytilidae. The coding region runs from base 922 to 2793 and encodes 623 amino acids. The record is from RefSeq and is a predicted model, not a curated record. The transcript is spliced from 9 exons. Gene Ontology annotation, biological process: monocarboxylic acid transport; transmembrane transport. Gene Ontology annotation, molecular function: monocarboxylic acid transmembrane transporter activity.
CAAAAUAAAUACAUGUAUUUAAAAGACUAUCAUAGGGCAGGGAUAUAUUGCAUAGAUAAUCUCAUGUAGAUUUAUCGAAAAGUCAGUGAUGUAAAAUAAUCAUCAUGUCUGGUUCGGAUCAAUAGGUGUAGACUUGGAAAGUGGAAAUUUAACAUUCCAUUGGAAAACAACGUUGUUUUGGGUAGAACCUUAACGUUUGACCUAAAGCUGUUCAGUUAUGUAUCUCUUUUAAAGUUUUGUGGUAAGGUUUUUUAAGCGCACAUCACAUAGAGUUUGAUCUUAUACCAACUCUUGAAUAUAUGAUACAUAUCAACCGACCAUGUAACAUGUAUUUACUUUUCAGAAACAGUCUCACAAAAACAAUUUACGAGAAUACUACUAGUAAUCGUCGUAUAAGUAUUGAACAUUUCAAUUUAACUUGCGAUUAAUUUUAGUCGUAAUAUGUUUUUAAACAUCAGUUGAAGCUUUUGAGUGUGAUUUAUGAUAAAAAGAUUUGCAACUGUUGACUUUAUAUCAUUAUGUAUAUUUUAUAUCAACUUUUAACUUUGUGGAACCCAAGCAUCAUCAUAAAGUUACAGUGGACAUUAGAUAAUUCAGUUUAAUAUUGACAGACUUUCUAUACUGAAAGAGACUCAGGAAAGAGAGGUAAAAGAUACCAAAGGUACAUUCACCAUUGUUCACAAGCAUUGGCAAAGAGUGAUGAAACUGGUUUGAUCUGGUUAAGAGUUCACGAAUGCAUGCACAUGACAACCGGUUGAAACUAGAAUAAGUUUAACAAUGCUUCUGUAAAUGCAUUAUUUCCAAUGAUUAUCUUGGGACUUGACGUAUCUGGGUUAUGAUAAAGUUGUGACAUCGUUGAUAUGAAUUGACGAAUGACAGAAUCAUCGGGUAUAUUACCAGCAUCGCAUUACAGAAGCAACGAUGACAACUGAAGCAGAAGAAUUUAAAGAGUUAAAAACUGAUACUCAAGAGCUAUGUAACGAAAUAAAAGAAAACAAAGUUCCUGAUGGAGGAUGGGGAUGGAUUGUAUUAAUGUGUUCAUUCUUUGUUAUGUUUAUGAUUGAUGGUUUAUUCGGAUCAUACGGACUUUUACUUCCAGUUUUAAUGGAAAAUUUACAUGCUAGUCCUUCUUUGACUUCUCUGGCUGGUUCGGUUAUCGUUGGAUGUCUUUUAUUUAUUGCUAUUGUUGCCUGUCCUCUGAUAGAAAAAUUUGGUUGCAGAGUUGUAGCUAUAACCGGAGCACUGAUUGCCACACUAGGAUUAGUUUUAAGUUCCAUGGCUGUUAAUAUAUGGAUGUUUCUUGCGACUUAUGGUGUACUCACAGGUUGCGGUAUGGGACUUAUGUAUUUACCGUCAAUAGUAAUGGUAAAUCAGUACUUUGACAAGAAAAGAGGCAUUGCACAGAGUAUCAUGUCUGCUGGUUCUGGUAUUGGAUUGAUGGUCAUCUCCCCUGUGACAGAAAAAUUGCUCGACAUUUAUAGUUGGCGGGGAACACUUCUUAUUCUUGCUGGCUUUUUCCUGCAGUUAUGUGUUGCUUGUGCGAUGUUUAGAACUUACAAGGUAAUAUCACCUCAAAGCAAGAAUACCGAAGAAUCAAAAGCGAUUGGAGAAAUUUCAAAUGAAAUUGAAAUUGAAAUUUUAGUUGAUCAACCACAUACAGAACUUUUAGAACAUGACAACAUAUUGUCUGUGAAAUCCCUUGAUAAUGAAAGUUAUAACAAAAGUAUUGGAAGUUUUAAGAAAACACAAUUGAGUGAUAAAUGCACAAAAAUUCAUUUUGAAGGGAAAUGUUGUAAAACGCAUGCUAUGCAGUUUGCGAAAACGGAAAAUUUUAAGCAUAGUACUAGUAGUCUGCCGCAAAACAUGUUUAGGACACCUUAUGAGAAAAGUUCAUUUCUCCAAUUUCGCUCUAGUCACUGCAUUAGUGAGCCUCGUCGGCAUUCUUCAUCUCUAUUUAAAAAUUUAAACAAAGGCAUUCUUUCUCAAAAAGACAUUUUCUAUUGUGGUAGUUUAACUCGUCUCAAACAUAAUAGUGACACAAAAAGCCUUCUUGGUUCAAUAGUUAUUAGAGGAGAUGAAUACAGUUAUAGCAAAGUAUCCCUUGAUACUUCCAAUUCUUCUGAUGAAAGUGAAUAUCACCAUAAAGUAUGCAACGGAGGUCUGUGCGCUAAUAAAGCAUUUUGGUUCGUCGCCAUCGCAGCUGUCCUUUCUCAGAUGGCACAGUUCAUUCCGAACAUGUUCCUUGGCGAUUAUGGAAAAACCGUUGGAUUAAGCAGCAUAGAAGUGUCUUGGAUAUUUUCUGUUUUUGGUGUGGUCAAUACUUUAGGCAGACUCCUGCCGGGUUUUAUAAUCGACAAUACAAAAUUAUCGUCUGUAUGCCUGUGUGUCUUUGGUAUGGCUGGAUGUACCAUUACCUGUUUUAUGUUUCCGUUAUGUGACCAGUUUGCAUCUGUGAUGGCAUUUUCGACUUCUUUCGGAUUCUUUAUAGCAUUUUACUGUCCACUACAACCAAUCAUGGUUCUAGACAGUGUCGGAUUAGACAACUUAACUAAAGGAUUAGGAGUACUUACUGUUCUUAAAGCACCAGCAGCUGUAUUUGGACCUCCAUUUGCAGGAGUUCUCUAUGAAUGGACCAAGAAUUAUGAUAUCGCAAUAUUGUUUGCCGGAUGUCUAUGUUUGUCAACAAUAGUAGUAUAUUUGAUUAAUCCAAUACACAACUACCUCAAAUCUCUUUGUAUAGCAAACAAUGACAACUCUUCAACAACCCUCUCGUCAAAUGAUUCUACACUUUGACGAAAAGGACAACAUUGGGCUUUAAUAUUGGUGUUUUUAUAACUGUUUUGUUACUUUUGACGGACACUCACCUAAAAUCUCAUUUGUGUUUAAUAUCUGUUUAUAUAUAUUAAGUUAUAUACAUGAGCAAAUGUUUUUGAGAUACAUUAUCUCCCAAAUAAAAUGACUAAAACACUCAACAUAGAUACCAGGAUUAUAUUGUUGGUUCACCAGACGCGCGAUUCGUCUGCAUAAGACUCACCGGUGUCAAAACAGUGCGAAGUCCAUACCAAAAUUAAGGGGUUGAAGAACAGUUCUAUGACAGAUUAACCUUAGAGAUGGUUUUGAUUAUUCCAUUUAGGUCCCUUUCAAUCAUAUAUCUACUCCAGUAUUUAUGCGUCCCCAUCUCUCAAAGGUUUUGUAUUUGGACAUUCCUGAUAAAUGUGAAUCCAGAAAAGCUCUGCGGUCGCAGCAAAUUUAUAAAGAACAAUGUACUAUAAUUAUCAUAUUCUAAUCACUGGAUUUUUAAAAGCGUAAUGCGAAAGGUAGUGGAGAUGGAACUUUAAAGAGUCAGAGCACUAGUUCAAUUCGGUUUUUUAAUGGUGCUUUUUUCUUGCGCCACCUUUCGGAAUUUUUGGUCCUCAAUGCUCUUCAACUUCGCACUUUAUUUGGCCUUUUUAACUUUUUUGAUUCGAGGGUCACUAUUCCAGGGCUUGUAUUUCUUAUCAUGAUUUCCUUGGUAGAGGGUUGCUGCUUACAAGGAAGCUUUUAAACUAACAGUUCCAAGUGGUGAAACCCCCAAGGGUGGCUGUUAAGAACCCUUGCAGCAACUCUUUGAGGGGUACGUAGUUGGCCUGUUGCAAGGCUAAAUUUCGGUCCCUAUCCAAUAUAACCUCAUUUUUCAGUGGCAAUCCAAAUUUUCCCUGACCUUCAUCCCAGAUGGCCUCUAUUACAUGACCUACCUAUUGAAUUCAUUGUUAAUUUGUUUUUAUCCUGAACAUGCAUGAAAUAUUUUCCGCUGAACGUUAAGCAACCAACAAUCAAUGAAUCCAAGUGGUGAAGUUGAAAUCAUCCCUUCGUAAAUUUUACAGACGCCAUCACGAGUUGGUUGACCAUUAUGGAAUACCUGUUUCACAGAUGACGACGGAUAUGAUCCAAUUGUUGUAACUACAAUUUCGUCCCCUUUUCUCCGAAUGUGACAUACCGUUUUAGACUUAUCACCGGGUUUGUACUUACAUGAGCAACACGACGGGUGCCACAUAUGGAGCAGGAUCGGCUUACUCUUCCGGAGCACCUGGGAUCACCCCCAGAUUUUGGUAGGGUUCGUGUUGCUCAUUCUUUAGUUUUCUAUGUUGAGUUGUGUUUACUGUUGUUUGUCUGUUGAUCUUUUUCUUUUUUAACCAUGUCGUUGUCAGUUUAUUUUCGACUUAUGAGUUUGAAUGUCCCUUUGGUCUUUUGUAGACGAAGGGCGCGUUUGGCGUACAAAUCUAUGAUGAGUUUAUUUAGUAUCUGUGUAAUGUG